AUGGCGACCUCCAAGCGAGCCAGACGACGGAGCAACCAUCUUACACACUGCUACCACGAAGGAUACCUGGAGAAGAGAUUAUUCAACAACACGGCAUUUCGGAGACUAUGGACAUGCUUGUGUGGAAACACUCUUUUCUUCUUCAACAACACUAAAGACAACGAUUAUGUUGAGAAACUGGAUCUCAGUGACGUCAUGUCCUUGACAGAUGACUGCAGUGGAGACAGAAACCUGGAGGCAGCAGGACUCCUCCUGUACAUGAAGGACGGAGAGAUCCAAAUCACUGCCCCAAGUCUAGAGGCUCGAGAACUAUGGAAAGGUUUCAUCUACUGUGUAGUUGAGCUGUCAGUGCCCAGCUCACUCAACCUGCUUCCUGGCCAGAUCCACAUGAUGAGGGAGACAGUGGAGACAGAGAGGGAGAGACGGAACAACCUGUCCCUUACCCUUGCUGCAGCAUCCAGCUCCAACCUCAGUCUCGUAGAGGACAUGCCUGCGUGUUACCAGCCAGUGUCUCGUACCGAGGCAGAGAUUAUGUUGGAGAGACACUCUGACCGUGGGAACCUGCUGCUGCGGCCCAGCAGGGACGGAGUCUCAUUGGCUGUCACCACUCGACAGGACCUAAAUGGGCCUGUAUUCAGACACUAUCGCGUGGCUAGGAAACAUGACGGAGGAUACACAUUCGAUGUAGAGACUCCAAUCCCCUGUGCCACACUGCAUGGUGUCAUCAACUGUCUUGUGGAGAAGACUAAUGGAGCUCUGACACCCUUCAUUAUGGAGGGACCCUACGAAGAGAGCAUCACGUUUGUUCAGGCAAAUGAGGAGAGUGGAGAGAAGAGUCUGCAGUGCGCCCCCAGUACUCCCAUGCCCCCUGUGCCAGUCCCUGCCCUCCCUCCCAAACCAGAGGAAGAAAGGGAAGAAGGCACUCCAGUGCAGGCUGCUCACCCCCCUCAGCCUCCUCCCACACCUUUUCGUCUGCCAAAAGCUGAGAGGAAGACCCUGAAUCCACCACUGGUGCCCCCUGUUCCGACACCUCGUACCUCCCCCAGCACCUCUACAGAUACCCCUGACGCCAGGUUGAGACGCCUCGCUGUAAAUUCUGUCCCACUAGACGUUGUGGCUCGGACCAUAUCUGAGGAGCUGAAACUGAAGUUGGAGAGGAGGUUGGCGCAUCAACAGUGA
Messenger RNA from Salvelinus namaycush (lake trout), 1179 nucleotides. RefSeq names its product signal-transducing adaptor protein 1-like. Gene Ontology annotation, molecular function: signaling adaptor activity. The transcript has 12 exons. The record is from RefSeq and is a predicted model, not a curated record. NCBI's taxonomy places the organism in Eukaryota, Metazoa, Chordata, Actinopteri, Salmoniformes, Salmonidae. The coding region runs from base 1 to 1179 and encodes 392 amino acids.